UUACCCAAACAACGACAACUAUGGCCGACGAGCCUGUCAUGGAUGAAAAUGAAAGAAAAGUUGUCAAUGAAUUCUGCCACCUUUUAGAAAAAUCAAAGCAGUUAUUUAAUGGGCUUAGAGAUCUUCCACAAUAUGGUCACAAGCAGUGGCAGUCAUACUUCGGAAGAACAUUUGAUGUGUACACAAAACUCUGGAAAUUUCAGCAACAACACAGGCAAAUACUAGAUGGAAAAUAUGGGUUAAAACGCUGGCAAAUUGGUGAAAUUGCAUCCAAAAUUGGACAGUUGUACUACCACUACUAUCUGAGGACCAGUGAAACCAACUAUCUCAAUGAAUCAUUUUCCUUUUAUUCUGCAAUAAGAAUGAGGGCGUACUACUCCAAGGCCACAAAGGAAGAAAGACCAGACCUGAUGGUAAAGAAACUGCGGUAUUAUGCAAGGUUUAUUGUAGUGUGUUUGUUACUCAAAAAGAUGAAACUCGUUCGGGAUCUUGUACGGGAGCUGGCGAAGCAGAUUGACGACUACACGUCCACCUAUGAACCCGAAGACCAAUUGGAGUGGAAUCUUGUGCUCGGUGAAAUCAAGGCUUUCAUCGAGGCAGACAACAUUAUUAAUGUUGUGGAUGUUGACUCAUCGACUAUUGUAUUGUCUCAUCGACUGACCCUCCUGAACACCCCACCCCUGGACAAAGGAACUCCAGUUUACCUCACCCUACAAGAGAUACUCAUUGUUGGAAACUGCCAUGAGCAGGUUAAGUUCAGUGAGUUGACACUCGACAUGUUUCGAAUGCUCCAGACACUGGAGAGAGAGCCUCAGGAAGAUUUGACCAAUCAGAUCUAUGAUGCUUCACCUGCCCCGGGACGGCAGCCAUUUACAUUUAUGAGACCAGGUCCAUCUGGGCAGGAAAAUGGUGACCAUCGUCGUGAAAACCCGCACAAGUAUUUGCUGUACAAGCCAACGUAUGGACAGCUGAACACAUUCCUCGCAUCUGCCUUCAAAGAACUUCCACCCAGUGGGGCAAUGAUUUUGUACAUAUCUGCAGAUGGUUGCCUUGGCAAUGCAAAACAUACUGAUGAUGCUGCAUAUGACCUCGGUGGUGUUGUGACAAACAGUCGGAGGGAGGGAGAAGUUCCAAACAAGGGUAAAAAGCCGGGAACCCUGAAAGAAAUGCACUGCUUGCAUCCUGGAGAUUUGUAUCCGUACACAAGAAAACCACUGUUCCUUAUAGUAGACAGUGACAACAGCUCAGCAUUCCAGAAUUACCCCAACUUAUUUGGACAGCCAUUAGUGUGUCUCCUUUCACCGGAACAAGUGCCAACAACAAUGCAAGAUCAGCAUCAGAAAGGCAACCUGUUCACGCUGUUCCUGCAUUCCCCGCUGAUGGCGCUGUGCUACGUGUGCAACAUCGUAGACAUUCCCAUCAUGCUGUGGGACAAGUGCCACACGCAGAUCGACAAGUUCAUGGUGGAGUCGAGCAAACUGUUCAUCAGGAGCAGGAAACUAGAUCAUUCCUACAUGCAGUUUUUUGGCGAUGAUUUUCUAAGAUUGUUGCUUCUGCGUUUUGUCUUUUGCUACAUUGUACUCAUUCUCCAUAGAGGAUUCAAGGGACCCAGCUUUUAUCCUGUAUCGCACCCACCACUAUCCACAGAUGAAAUUUUAGAGCAUCCAGUGCUUUAUAAAAUAGUUCUAGAUCUUGCCAGUAUUUUGGAAGUACGAGGAUUGUUUGCAGAACCAGGGGAGGGCGACAUUGCUGCAUGAUCAGGACAUUGAUUAUUAAAACAAUAAUUGUGGCAUGAUCAGGACAUUGAUUAUGGUAUGAUCAGGAUAUUGACUAACAUGAUCAGGAUAUUGAUUAUGGUAUGAUCAGGAUAUUGACGGACAUGAUUUGGAUACUGAUUAUAGUAUGAUCAGGAUAUUGAUUGUGACAUGAUCAUUAUAUUGAUUAUGGUAUGAUCAGGAUAUUGAUUGUGACAUGAUCAGGAUAUUGAUUAUGGUAUGAUCAGGAUAUUGAUUAUGGUAUGAUCAGAAUAUUGAUUGGGACAUGAUCAGUAUAUUGAUUGUGGUAUGAUCAGUAUAUUGAUUAUGGUAUGAUCAGGAUAUUGAUUGGGACAUGAUCAGGAUAUUGAUCAUAACAUGAUCAUUACAUGAAUUGUGACGUGAUCAAUAUAUUGAUUGUGACUUGCUCCAUCCUGUGGUAUGAUCAAGAUUUUUAUUUAGUUGUGAUCAGGAUAUUGUGGCAUAAUCAGGAUUUUGACUUUGUUAUGAUCAGGAUAUUGUGACACGAUCAGGACAUGAUUUAUCGCCACAUAAUACGGACAUCGUCUUGGCUAGAUCUCAAUACUCCAAAGAUACCUUUUAUUUACAUAAUAUAUUUAUGGAUAAUUAUUUUAAGUAUUUAUUCUAUUUAUCUUGUUCACACAAAGUGAAGUUCUGGUAAAUGUGCUAACAUUCUGAAGGCACAUCUGCCACUACUUUCACAUUUUAAUAUAUUUUUUUGCCUAUGAGGUAUUUUUAAUUAAAAUGCAUGUGUGUAUGUUUUGUAUAUGUGAUAAAUGAUUUAAAGGUAUCCUCUGCCGUUGCAUGGCUGAACAUAUCUGAACUUGAUGUAGUGUGCUUUAUUGAUACAUAUUUAAUUUACUUGGUAAAGCACAGGUUUGAAAAGUUAAUACGUAUUAGCUAGAUUACAGAUAUGUUAUGUCCAUCACUAAGUACUUUACUUCGCAGUCACUUUCUUCUUCAAAUAGUAGACCUGUAUAACUUAUAAUUUAAGUUAUACAGGUCUAAAAUUGCCGGAUAUUAUUAGGUCCAUCUUACUGCAUUUCUAGUUUUUUCCCACUCUUUGUCAUUGUCAGUUUAAUUCCUGUGAUCUUUUUCACAUUGUAGUUGAAUAUACUGAAUUGUUGUAUGUAGAUAACAUAAAGUAUUUCCUAAAAACAUUUUUUAAUAUUCUAAACAAUAGUUGACCAUGCAUAGAUAUUUUACCUCCCAUCCUCAGUAAGAAUGGAGGAGGUUUUAAUUUUCAGAAUUAUUUAUCUUUGAAUUACCAGAGAAAACAUUUUUGUUCUGAGGCUUCCUCGUGUAACAGGCCUAAAAAGCAUUUGCAUGAAUGAUUGUUUAAUUUGUGCCUUGCUCGUGCAAGACUAGUUUAGUGUAACCUGUAUUUUCUUGCAUUAAAUUUAGAACAUGAUUCACAUGGUCAUAAUGGAUUACACAAAUUGAAACAGGCUUCUAUAGUCCAUCCCACUGGGAAUGCCUUUUUUUUCAUAUUAUGAAAUUUACUACAAGUUAUUUAUUUCUGAGCUGAUUGAUUUGUAAAUUACACACAAAAAUAGUUUUUUUUUGUGUUUUUUUCAAAAACACUUUUACUUUUCUUCUCAGUCAAACAAAACUGAAAUUAUUUACAAAAAAACACAUUUAUAGGAGGAUGGGAUGGACUAGUUUUACGUAACCUGUUUUUUCUUGCAUUAAAUUUAGAACAUGAUUCACAUGGUCAUUAUGGAUUACCCAAAUUGAAAUGUGCUACUAGAUAAACGGGUUGCCCAAAUGUGUGAGGCUUCAUUGUGACUUGGUUUAAUGAUCUUUGAACCUCCCAGUACUUAAUACCUAAUUGUGCUGCUUUCACCAUCCAUUUGUCACAUCCUGCUGUUAUAAUGAUUAUUAUUAGUGACAAUAUAGUCAAGCAUUUUUACCUCAUAUUUUGGGAAGCUUGUUAAAAUUCUGUUUGAUACACUUUACUAUUUGUGAAAAAUAUGUACUACAUGUAUGUACAUUAACAUACAUGUAGUUUCAGUGAUUGCAUGCAGUGUUUGUUCUGAAUCUGUGAGAAUGUGAACAAGAAAUAUUAUAUUGAUGGUACAGAGUGUUCUUUCCAUUUGAAAGCAAGAGGCUGCUUGCUAUGUUAAGCACCUUCCUAAACAAUGUACUUCAUCUGUAGAACGGCCCCACCCUAGUGCCAGAGUAAAUCCUCAAAUUUGGGCAAAAAUGAACUGGCCAGAACCCUUUUCAACUUGUAUUUCCAUCAUUUUAUUAUUAUUUGUAAUCCAUGUAAAAAUGUAUAGUGAUUCAUUUGCAACCCUAUAUGCUGUUCGGCAGUAAUUACUGAAUUAAUAUGAAUACAUGUUGUCAUUCUUAUUCAGGCAUUUUUAUUUAAUGUGGGCAAAAAUCAGCCCUCUUUCCUCCCACCCACCCACCCACUCCACAAAAAUGGGAACCCCUACAUCUAUGUUUAUCAUUUCUGGCUUAUUUUGAUAAGCUGGUUACACCUAAACAUUCUUAAUCUGUGUGAUAUUAUCAUUAGAAUUCCCAAAGAAAAAGAUGUCUUUAGAAAUUUUUAUAUGGUGUUUUUUUGUGGAUAUAUACGUACUUAAGAUUUUUUGUUGUUGUUUUUUAAAAUCAGUUUAUGUUUUAGAUAUCUCUAUAUUGUUUUUGAGUGAUAUACUUUAUUGAACUUUAUUUCAUAUAUUUUUUCAUGUACAUGUAGAUGUGCCAUACUUCACUAGUCAAUCAGAUGUUCACUGUGCAUAAAUAGACUACGUACAGUACAGUUACUCAUUUAUAUAAUUAUUGUGAUACAUUGCUUUCUGCUGUAACAUUGUCAUACAAAUGGUUUUCUUCCCUUUGUAGUUUUACAGUAUUGUUCUACGAUCACUUAUAAUUAGGUAGUUACUAAUGGUGAUACAUUUGAUCUAUAAUAUUGUAUUAUUAUCUGGGCUAAAACAUAUUUUAAAAAUGUAUAUAUAUGUAAUUGAAUAGACUGAAGAAGAAAAAAAAUGGUACCAGUAUAUUUAUAAUUAACACACUGUAACACUUUCUUUUGGUGUGACAGAAAAAUAGAUGGUCGCACAUUGAUGUGAGGAGAUGGUGAAUAGGACUGUAAAAUGGAGAAAUCUCUUGAAAUAUUCUGUUACAGCCAGUGAAAUCUAUUUUUUCCCAAGAGAUAUACUUGAAUGCAUAAUAAAUAAAUCUUUGAAUGUA
Messenger RNA from Gigantopelta aegis, 4973 nucleotides. Its product is annotated as protein SCAI-like. Gene Ontology annotation, molecular function: transcription corepressor activity. The record is from RefSeq and is a predicted model, not a curated record. NCBI's taxonomy places the organism in Eukaryota, Metazoa, Mollusca, Gastropoda, Neomphalida, Peltospiridae. Gene Ontology annotation, biological process: DNA-templated transcription. The transcript has 16 exons. Bases 21 to 1757 code for a protein of 578 amino acids. Gene Ontology annotation, cellular component: nucleus.